Molecule: messenger RNA, 1770 nt
Organism: Phalacrocorax carbo (great cormorant)
Lineage: Eukaryota; Metazoa; Chordata; Aves; Suliformes; Phalacrocoracidae
Source: RefSeq, a predicted model, not a curated record
CGCCCCUUGCCUGCCCCGGCGGGGCGGGCGGGCAGCGGGGCGGCGGCGGCGGCGGCGGCGGCGGGGCGAUGGCGGGGCGGCGGCGGGCGCUGCUGCUGCGCUGCCUCCUGCUGGGGCUGCUGGGCGGCGGCGGCGGGGGCCAGCCCGGCGGCGGGGAGUACUGCCACGGCUGGGUGGACGGGCAGGGCGGCUACCACGAGGGCUUCCAGUGCCCCGAGGGCUUCGACACGGCGGCCGCCACCAUCUGCUGCGGCUCCUGCGCGCUGCGCUACUGCUGCGCCGCCGCCGAGGCCCGCCUGGAGCAGGGCGGCUGCACCAACGACCGGGAGCCCCCGGACCCGGGAGUCACCGCCCAACCAAUCUACGUUCCAUUCCUCAUUGUUGGAUCAAUAUUUAUUGCCUUCAUUAUCGUGGGCUCUCUGGUAGCCGUUUAUUGUUGCACAUGUUUAAGACCUAAACAACCGUCGCAGCCAAUACGGUUUUCUCUGCGGAGCUAUCAGACCGAGACUCUUCCCAUGAUCCUGGCCUCGACAAGCUUCAGGACGCCGUCGAGGCAGUCGAGUACCGCGACAAGUUCCAGUUCGACCAGCGGCUCAGUUCGCAGGUUCUCCUUUCCCCGGGCAGAGCCAGGGUGCCUUGUGGCAUCGCCACCUCCCCCGUACACAUCUGGCUGCUUCCAGCCAGCCCAUGCAGUGCACCUGACCCAGCCGUCAGGAUUUCUGAUGUCGCCGCCGUACUUUGGGUACCCUCUCCAGCCAGAGCCUGCCCUGGCUGGAAAAAGCUGCUCCGAUUUUAGCCAGAGCUGAAAGGCGUUGUCAAGAAACGACGAAGCCUUCGGAAGCGCAGGGACUGCUGCUGUUGGGCGUCACGCUGACAUGCUCUGGGGUUGCAGGAGUCAGAACCGUUCCCGUGGGUGAGUUGCCCUUGAGAAGUGCAAGGUCUCGUUUGGGAUCUCACUCCCCAAACUUGUAUCACACAAAUGAAUUGUAAAACAUUCCAAACUUAGUUGCUCUAAAAACUGACGGCUCUGAUCGUUCAGCCUAAUUUGUGCAGAACGUGCUCAGAGACAAGUAGAAAAACCAUUUUGGGAUAAAGGUACUCAUUUCACAGCGUUAUGAAUGACAUUUUAACCCUAAAUGCUGUUAGCUUGGUUAACAAACGGUGGCUGCGUUCCACUGGUAAUAAUCAGACUAGCUCUGUAAAGCAGCAAUGAGCCUGAGAAGUAAGAGAUGAGUAAUAUUUACUAAAGAGGAUUCUGAAAACAGCUGACUGCUUCCCACUUCCAUGAGCAAUGAGAAUAAGAGGAAGAAUUUUACUACAGAUAUCAAAAUCUAUAAGGUUUUUUAAAUACACAUAAUAUACCUGAACUUACACUGCAUAUUUGCAUUAGUAAACUUUAACUGUGGUAGAUAAAACAAGUACUAAUUAGGCUAGUUGGAAAUGAGCCAAUCCCGAGCAGCCAAAUAAUUAUCUAUGAGAAAAGCAGACUGUAUUCAGCAAUAUCACGAAAAACUUAUCCACACGAAGUCCUACAAAUGGUGUUACAUUCAAAUAUUUUUCAGAAGGAAGUAUUUAUUGUUGGCUUUUCGCUCAGCAACGUGUGUAAGUUGGACAAACCGAACAUAAAGUUCUAUUUGUAAAAUUAGCCAUGUAUAAAAUGUAAAGACAAGCUUGUAAUUUAAAAUGUAUUUACAGCAAUGACAAGACUAAUUAUUUAGUAGUCUCACACACACACACAAAAAAGAUUAUCAAUAAACUGUGUGGUUGAAA